UUGAAAAAGAACGUCAUCUGCCUCAUACAUUUAGCUUUAGCCAAAAUUAGCUAGGUGGUAGAUUCAUAGAUAUCCUUUUUUUACACCGCACUUUUACUUUUCGACCAGCAUCCUGCGUCACCGCUAUAUAUUUGAUGCUGAUAUGGUUACAGUGCCAAACAUGUAUGUAAAAGCCUUAUUUCGAUGCAGAGACAUGCUGAAAGGAGAACUGGUCGUGUGAAACGCUGGCUAGCUUAAUCAAUGCUAACUAACGAGUAGGGGCCGAGAAGCGAAUGUGGCUAACAUUAACGAUAGCUAAGCCUAUCACAACAAGCCCUGGUACUUAAUCACUCCCGCCGCCGAAGCCAUAAGACGGAGGACUGAUAGAGCUAGUACCUUUCGAGCAAAGUACAGUAGGUCUCUGUAGAGCAGAGCCAUGGGUGCGUUCCUGGACAAGCCCAAGACACAGAAGCACAACUCGCACGGUGAAGGUAAUGGCUUACGCUUUGGGCUGAGUUCCAUGCAAGGCUGGCGAGUGGAAAUGGAAGAUGCUCACACAGCUGUGGUGGGACUUCCAGCUCCUGGUAUGAUUGACUGGUCAUUUUUCGCUGUUUAUGAUGGCCAUGCUGGCUCAAGGGUUGCUAACUACUGUUCCAAACAUCUCCUGGAGCACAUUAUCAGUGCAAGCCUAGGGCAGCAAAGUGUGCAUGGCUCCCAGAGUGUUUCAGAGACUUCCACCAGUGACCCAGCAGCAACAGUUCCACCCACAGUGGAGGCUGUAAAAGCUGGAAUCCGGACAGGCUUCCUAAGGAUUGAUGAACACAUGCGGAGCUUCUCUGACCUGCGAAAUGGCAUGGACCGGAGUGGCUCCACAGCAGUGGGCAUUCUAAUGUCACCUGAUCAUUUUUUCUUCAUAAACUGUGGUGAUUCACGUGCUGUUCUUUACCGCAACUCAAAUGUGUGCUUUUCCACACUCGACCACAAGCCCUGUAAUCCACGUGAGAAGGAGCGCAUCCAGAAUGCCGGAGGCUCAGUUAUGAUCCAGAGGGUGAAUGGGUCACUGGCUGUAUCAAGGGCCUUGGGGGACUAUGACUACAAAUGUGUGGACGGGAAGGGCCCCACAGAGCAGCUGGUUAGCCCUGAACCGGAAGUGUUUGAGUUGGUUCGGGCCCCAGAACAGGAUCAGUUUGUGGUCUUGGCAUGUGAUGGCAUCUGGGAUGUUAUGUCCAAUGAGGAGCUAUGUGAGUUUAUAAAAUCCAGACUUGAGGUGUCUGAUGAUCUGGAGAGGGUAUGCAAUGAAGUGGUGGACACUUGUCUGCACAAGGGAAGUCGGGAUAACAUGAGUGUGGUGUUAGUGUUAUUGCCCAACGCUCCCAAAGUAUCAGAGGAAGCGGUGAGGAAAGAUGCUGAGCUCAACAAAUACCUGGAAUCUCGAGUAGAAGAGAUGAUGUCUCAUCCUGGGGAGGAAGGGUUUCCGGACCUGGUGACAGUGAUGAGGAACUUGUCUUCUGACAGCGGCAUGCCCGCUCUGCCACCAGGGGGAGGCCUUGCCAGCAAACGCAGUGUUAUUGAAGCAGUGUACAACAGUUUGAACCCAUACAGAGAAGAAGAUGGGCCCUCCUGUUUCAUUUGAUUGGAUCUGAUUUGGACUACCACUGGUAGCUGUCCUGCACAACUGCCUGAUUCCACCCAAUAAAACAGGACCACUUUUGAACACAAGAUCAUGCCCUCAGUCACCUUUUGAUUUCUACAGUUUUUUUUCUGUUUGUUUGUUUUGUUUUGUUUUUUUUAAUCCACACUAAAAAUUGCUUGCAGCAGAUAUAUUGGUUUUAAAAAUCUCAUGGAGGAUUUUGCUUUUUUAUUUUGUAAAACAAAACGGGCAGAAAUUUGAUCAACCAAGAUGAAGAUCGAUGUGAAAACAGAACUUCAGAAUAUAAGUAGACAAGCACAGUUUUUCUUGCCCCUUGUUUUCCGCUUUCCUUGUGGUGGUUUUGUCCUGGAUUGAUGGAGACACAGGAGUUGCCCUGCUCUGGACUCUUUGUUGUUCUUUGGUGCCUUGCUCAGAACUGGGAGAGAAGGGAGGACACUGCAACUCAAUAUUAACCAAACCAGCCACUUAUGGAUAUUUGUAAGACACUGAACAGACUGAAGUGGUUUCUUGGCUGCAUUUUUUUUGGACUUUUUUUUUUUCUUUGAAGUGUUAACUUGUCUUGCACCUGACUGGCAGCCAGGCAACCAGUUGGCCCAACAAGUGUCCAUUCCAGUCAGCAUGUGCAAUUUCUGGUGCUCAGAAGGGCCUGAUACUCCAGCUGCAUAGUAAAACCUUACCGAACUCUGGAUUUAAAGCUGCCAAAUUCCUUGACAUACAAAGGGUUUCAGGUUAAGACCUCAGAUUGAAGGCCAGAGAGUGAAUGGAGCCCAUCUGAGGCUGUGUGAGCCUGUCCAGAAAUGUCUUCAAAACUAAAACUAAACAUGGGGCUGGAGUGCCUGGCUGCAGGUAGGCAUUACAUGGAGAAGGUUCAAACUGAAGUGUAAUGACUCUUCUUGCACGUCUCUCCUCUGUCUGUUAAAGGAUGUCCUCAUAGCUGACUUCCCACUCUUCACCUCUGCCUCUCGUUGCUUUUUUUGUCUUGUCAUUUGACAAAAGAGACACAGCUAUUAAUUUGCAUUGGCAUUGCCAGAAUCAUAAGCUUUUGAGCCUGCUGUUUUAGAGAAAAAUAGAAAAAUAUAGAUAUAUAUUUAGAUUUUUUUUUCCAUUUUAAGUCCCAGUUAUGCUAUUCAUUGUGGCCUAAUGUGUGUAUGUGUGUGUGUGUGUGGUCUGUGUGUGCAUGUGUGCACACAACUGUGUGUUUGUAUGUGUGCGAUCAGAUAAAAUGAAAACUAAAAAGUUGCACACAUACUGUCCCCACACAGUGGUGUUCCAAAGACAAGGUUUGGGGUUAAGAAUUUCCAACCUCACCUUCCUCUUUCCUCUCUCCUUGAUACAUGCACACACACAAUCCUGCUUGUAUUACAACUUGCCUUUUCUAGCUCAAAAUUCCUGUACAAAGACAAGUAAAUAAAAAUGACCUUUUUAUUUUGGUUGUAAAAAAAAUAUCCAUUAUUUACUUUUAUAUGGUUUUAAUAUGUACUGCUUUACAGAGAACUGGGACUGCAGUCGUAUUAGAGAUGGAUAAGGAAAAAAGACUAGAACAGAAUAUGCCUUCUGCAAAGAGUUUUUUUGUCAUUGUAUGAAAAAUGUUAUAAGAGGAACUUUAUAAAACAGUAGAAAGAGGCCCUACAUGCACAGCUCUAAGCUUUACAAUCUGAGUGGAUUUUUAACAUUGACCUUUUGAUGAUUUGGAUUUAAUAAGGGCAGAUUUACUUCUGUUAAUCCUUUUUAAAUAUGUGUGUAGGGAAAAUGUAUGCUCAUACUCUAAAUAUGUAUUUACUUUUCUAUAGAAACAUUUAAACUAGGCUAUUCAUAUAUACAGAAAUGUAACACACUUUUUUCAGUCAUUCAAUUGAAAAUUCAAUGUGCUUUCUGAAGUGGCAGUAUUGAAAGAGAAUAGGCUUAACAGAGUUUACUGGCUGUUUAAUGCUCUCAUGGUACACUUGCCCUUGGUGCCAUAUGAGGAAUAGGUACUUGAAUGUGUAUUUCUUUUGCAGUAACAUUGUUUUAUUGGCUGUUUUUUCAUUUUUUCCUUCUUGUGGUGGUGGAGUUGAGGAUGGGGUGGGGUGGGUCUUCUGUAGAUGUGCAUGUUUUGUCACUGAGGGAGGAGUGUGUUUUGUGUGAGUGGGAGGUGAUGUAGGGGACGGGCGGGGAUAAUGUUCUGUGGGCUUGUUCAGUGUAGUGGGUGGAAAGGUGAGGAUAAAACAACUGAUAAAAGUGGAGCACAAUAAGAUUACAUAGGCUACUGUCACCUUAAACGUACUGCUAUUGUUCUGCUGUGUAUGAUUUGACAUAAUUCUUAAAUUAUAUCAUCCCCAGCGAGGACCCAUAAACAUGUUUAAGGCUUUACUGCACUGAACAGCCCUCAGUUUUGAUUAAGCUAUAUCAGACACUGGGUUAAGAGAGAAAUAGAGGGUGGGAAAGAGAGAAAUGUUUUUUUCUUUGAUUUGAAUGUAAUUCACCUUUAUUCACACUGCAUGGACUGAAUACAAGCAGCACUGCAGCACCACAUUCUGUCUCAUCAUUUAAUGGCAAGCUCUCUUUGAUCCCUUUGUUUGACAAAAAUACUGUACUUGAUCUUUGUUCUGAUGGAAUAAAACGUUGACUCACAAAAGAGGA
Sphaeramia orbicularis (orbiculate cardinalfish) is the source of this 4249-nucleotide messenger RNA. RefSeq names its product protein phosphatase, Mg2+/Mn2+ dependent, 1Ba (gene ppm1ba). NCBI's taxonomy places the organism in Eukaryota, Metazoa, Chordata, Actinopteri, Kurtiformes, Apogonidae. The record is from RefSeq and is a predicted model, not a curated record. The transcript has 7 exons. Gene Ontology annotation, molecular function: manganese ion binding; magnesium ion binding; protein serine/threonine phosphatase activity. Gene Ontology annotation, biological process: protein dephosphorylation. The coding region runs from base 416 to 1612 and encodes 398 amino acids.